UGCCUACUGCAUUCCUGCUGCUGGAAACGAACACUGAAGCAUCCCAAAGCUUUUUUACUGGAGUGUAAGGACUUCUAAUAGCAUUUCUCUUGAGCCGGCGGUAGACGGACUAUUGCUGUUAAUUCAGAUAAGCAUGGAUAUGAACAGACGUGGAAUGCCUCCAUCGAUACCUGAGGAUGGAGAAGCUGUACACCACAGUCCUCACAGCGAGAUGAACGGCUACCAUCAGAGGCUUCAGGGCGGUGGAGGAGAUGGAGCGGAGGAUGAGGUCCCCGUGUCCAAAUCACAGAGGCGGAAGAGUGAUGUGAAAGUCUACAAGGAGUUUUGUGAUUUUUAUGCUCGCUACAACAUGGCCAAUGCACUGGCCAAUGCCAUGUGUGAGCGCUGCAAGAGUGGCUUUGACCCAGUAGAGAAGAUAGUGAACAGCAACGGGGAACUUUACCAUGAGCAGUGCUUCGUGUGUGCCCAGUGUUUCCAGCAGUUCCCAGAGGGGCUCUUCUAUGAGUUUGAAGGCAGGAAGUACUGUGAGCAUGACUUCCAGAUGCUGUUUGCACCUUGCUGCCACCAGUGUGGUGAGUUCAUUAUUGGCCGUGUGAUCAAGGCAAUGAACAACAGUUGGCAUCCAGACUGCUUCUGCUGUGAUAUCUGCCAGGCUGUGCUCGCAGAUGUUGGAUUUGUUAAGAAUGCUGGAAGGCAUCUGUGCCGCCCAUGUCACAACAGAGAGAAAGCUCGGGGCCUCGGCAAGUACAUCUGUCAGAAGUGCCACGCCAUUAUUGAGGAGCAGCCUCUGCUUUUCAAGAACGACCCCUACCACCCUGAUCACUUCAACUGCAACAACUGCGGUAAGGAGCUGACAGCUGAUGCAAGGGAGCUGAAGGGGGAGCUCUACUGUCUACCCUGCCACGACAAGAUGGGUGUCCCGAUCUGUGGAGCCUGUAGGAGACCCAUUGAAGGCCGUGUGGUUAAUGCAAUGGGCAAGCAGUGGCAUGUGGAGCAUUUUGUGUGUGCUAAGUGUGAGAAACCUUUCCUGGGACACCGUCACUACGAACGCAAGGGCCUGGCCUACUGCGAAACGCACUACAACCAGCUGUUUGGGGAUGUUUGCUACCACUGCAAUCGUGUUAUUGAAGGCGAUGUGGUGUCUGCUCUUAACAAGGCGUGGUGUGUCAACUGUUUUGCCUGCUCUACUUGCAACACCAAGCUCACCCUGAAGGAUAAGUUUGUGGAGGUGGAUCUGAAGCCGGUGUGCAAACACUGCUAUGAGCGCCUCCCUGAUGACAUGAAACGUCGGCUGGCCAAGCGAGAACGUGACUCAAAAGAGAAGAAGAAGAAAUUGAUACCCAUGAACAAGUUUGUGGAGUUUGACAUGAAGCCGGUGUGUAAGAAGUGCUAUGAGAAAUUCCCUCUGGAGCUGAAGAAGAGACUGAAAAAGCUGUCUGAAACUGUUGCAAGGAAGUAAAAACACAGUGGAGCAGCUGGAGAGGGAAAGAUAGAUGAGACCGUGAGGUGGCCGUGUACAAGCCCAGAAUUAAAAUAAAGAAUUUGUGUGUUUUGUAACUGCUAUGUUGCAUUUAGGUUGGUUAUAGCUAGAAAGCAUUGCGCUUUCAAUUUCAUGUGCCUGCAGCCGGCAGCUCCGCAGUCACAUUGUCGGUCAGACAGCUUUAACAUUGUGCCUUGUACCAUUUUUUGCAGAAUUGCUCCACUGUGUGUUUUACACAUGCCUGCUAAUUUCCUGUAUUUAAAAAAGUGACAUAUGAGUUUUAAGAGUACAUAGAAAGCUGAAGGUAAUAUGAUGACUUAAAAGCUUUGCCACCACCUUGUCUUGUGAUGCCAAAAAACCUUUAUUGAAAAAUAUUACUGCUUCAUUAUUAUAACAAUCAAGUAAGCCCAAAGAAAGAAAAUGUCCUAAAUGUGUAAAUAACCUCAAAUAUUUCCAACUUGUAUCAUUUUAUGCAAUAGUAGUGUUUAUUUCCAUUAAUAUUAUGCAUAAUAAGUAUUUUGUCUGCCUUUUUUUUGUUUAUUGGACCUACAUUUUAAUAUUAUACAACAUGCUACAGAGGUGGGCUCGACCAUCACCUGCAGUAUGUUGGAUUGCCUUGUUACUGUACGUGCUAUGCAUCUUUGUGUGGCCUGAUCUCUGUGCAAAUUGGUAUUUAUUCAGCAUUUUCUUAAGUUUGCGUUUACAAUCUGAAUUAAUUCAAUACAGCCAAAGUGCCGAAGGCGAAAUUUUGAUUUAUUAAAUACAUGUGAGUGAAUAACUGUUACCUGUCAGUGUUCUAUAAAACAAUCCCUCCCCCGUCCCGAUGUGCUGUCAACAAAUAUUGAUCAUAACAAGCGUCUGAGCCACAGGAUUUAUUGAAUGGUUACUGCAAACUCAGUGUGUGUUACAACAUGACGGCUUGUAGCAUGUACCGAGACCGGAUGUGGGAUUGAUGUUGAACAUUUGAACGUUUCCUCUGUUGUUUGUAAUCCAGGGAAAGUGAUCCUCUUAGGGAGGUGUACCGACUUCCUCGGGGCUCAGACCCACUUAGGAAAGAAAGCCAAACUGGUCUCAUUCUUGCAGAAUGCUUCACAUGAGCUGCAUUUUAUCACAAAGCUUUGCUUAAAAUACAAGUUCUAUAGAUAAACACAUUCCACUAUUUUAUCAUUAUGUGUAUGUUACUGUUGUGCAUUUCAGUGCAGAUGGCACAACUUUCUCUAUGUCAUAUAGAAGUAAAACUAUCCGCUGGGCUGAUUGUUGUGAGGCAGAACUUCGGCACCUCGAGCCACAAAUAGUUCAGUGCAUGGUUUUAUUUGAUACUUUACUACUCUGAUGGACUGAGAUGACUCUGUGCAAACAGAUACUGCUCUGAUACUGGAUAUCAUCAUUGCAAUGUUUGCAAGCAGAUUUAUUCAUGUUAACACACCAAAGUGCAUGUUCUCAACUUGAAAUUUGGAAAGUUGUUUCUUAUUAUAUUUAAUGUCAUUCUGACACUUCAUCAGAAUAAACACAUAUGCCAAUGCUA
Molecule: messenger RNA, 3005 nt
Organism: Pelmatolapia mariae (spotted tilapia)
Lineage: Eukaryota; Metazoa; Chordata; Actinopteri; Cichliformes; Cichlidae
Product: LIM and senescent cell antigen-like-containing domain protein 1
Exons: 11
Coding region: 134-1459 (441 amino acids)
Biological process (GO): cell-cell adhesion; positive regulation of integrin-mediated signaling pathway; positive regulation of substrate adhesion-dependent cell spreading
Cellular component (GO): cell-cell junction; cytoplasm; focal adhesion
Source: RefSeq, a predicted model, not a curated record